Molecule: messenger RNA, 2436 nt
Organism: Glycine soja
Lineage: Eukaryota; Viridiplantae; Streptophyta; Magnoliopsida; Fabales; Fabaceae
Product: E3 ubiquitin-protein ligase KEG-like
Exons: 5
Coding region: 172-2046 (624 amino acids)
Biological process (GO): protein phosphorylation
Molecular function (GO): protein kinase activity; ATP binding
Source: RefSeq, a predicted model, not a curated record
AGUCCACGACCUUGGUUUUAGGUAGUUCAGGUUUCUGUUCUUCUCAAUUUGUUUGAAUUUGUUUUAACCCAUCACUUUUCUCUGCUAACCAAGCCGUUGAUUUCUGAGUGCUCACGCUACAAGACCAUUCUUUCUUCUUCUGAGUACGUGCACAGUGAAUUUGAUUGAAGAAUGGCACAAGAUACUGCUACUCCACCAGUUCCUUUUGAUUUCGAACUCUUGGUUGGUGAUCACCUUAGAACUGUCUCAGCCUCAUCCAGCAGCAGCAGGGCAGACCCAUGGAUUGAACCUGAAAGGUUGAAACUCAGACACAGGAUUGGUCGGGGACCCUUUGGUGAUGUUUGGUUAGCAACUCAUCAUCAAUCAACUGAAGAUUAUGAUGAGUAUCAUGAAGUAGCUGCCAAGAUGUUACCUCCAAUCAGAGAGGAACAUAUGAAAACUGCAUUAGAGAAAUUUUGUGAAUUAUAUUUCCGGUGCCAAGGAGUGGGUAGGGUGUGCUGGCUACUUGGAAUUUCAAUUUUAAAUGGAAGGAUAUGCAUCAUUAUGAAUUUUUAUGAGGGUUCAGUCGGUGACAAGAUGGCUAGACUCAGAGAGGGAAGGAUUUCAUUGCCUGGCGUUCUGAGGUAUGGUAUCGAUCUGGCUGAAGGUAUUCUGGAACUUCACUCAAAAGGGAUCCUAGUUCUCAACCUUAAACCAUCGAAUGUGCUUCUUGAUGAUACUGAUCAAGCAAUACUGGGAGAUAUUGGUAUUCCAAAUCUUCUGUUUGGUUCCUCAUUCCUAAGCUCAGAUAUGGCUAACAGGAUUGGUACUCCAAACUACAUGGCUCCAGAACAAUGGCAGCCAGAAGUCAGAGGCCCUAUAUCCUUUGAAACAGAUUCAUGGGGAUUUGGGUGCACUAUUGUGGAAAUGUUGACUGGUAAUCAACCUUUGUAUGGGUCUCCUGUUGGUGAAAUCUACCAAUCGGUUGUUGAAAAGUAUGAAAAACCCCAGAUUCCUAGUGGCCUUCCUUCUUCAGUUGAAAAUAUCCUCAGUGGUUGCUUUGAAUAUGAUUUGAGGAAUCGCCCUUCUGUGGUAGAUAUUCUGGCCGUCUUUAGAAGCUUACUGAAUGCAGUAGCCAAUGAUGGAGGAUGGAUAUAUCUUGGAACUAAAACUAUAGCAAAAUCAAGUAGCACUGGCUACACUCAGUGGUCCCUCUCAAAGGAUCAUCUUCAGGUGGGUGAUACAGUGCGCUCUAGAAAGCCUUCCAAUUCAUGCAAUCCUCAAAACAUGGAGGUCCCGCAAGGAAAUGUUGUUGGUUUAGAACGUAAUGCAGAUCAUGGAUUUGUUUUAGUGAGGCUCCAUGGUGUUCACGACCCUGUAAGGAUUCAUGCAUCAACUCUUGAACGUGUCACCAAUGGUUUGGGAGCUGGGGAUUGGGUACACUUGAAGGAAGAAGAUGAGAAGCACUCGCCAGUGGGUAUUCUUCAUUCUAUCAAUCGUGAUGGCAGAGUAACUGUUGGGUUUAUCGGUCUGCAAACUCUUUGGAACGGUAACUCUUCAGAACUUGAAAUGGCAGAACCUUAUUGCGUGGGCCAGUUUAUUAGGCUGAAAACCAAUGUUUUGAGUCCUCGAUUUGAAUGGCCACGUAAAAGGGAAGGUGCCUGGGCUACUGGUAAGAUUUCUUGGAUCCUACCAAAUGGAUGUCUAGUUGUCAAGUUUCCAGGCAUGUUGAACUUUUUGGAUGCACCAAGCACCGUCUUGGCUGAUCCCUCCGAGGUUGAUGUCGUUAAUUUUAAGAAUUGUCCAAAGAUGAUAGAGAAGUAUCAACAUGUAGAGGAUCACCACUGGGCAGUUAGACCUGUGCUACUUGCAUUUGGCCUUCUUACUGCUGUGAAACUAGGAAUGUCAAUUGGAAAGAAGUUUGGGAGGAACAUUAAUGUUACUGCAAUGGAGAGUGAAAGUCAUUAUACAGAUAGCCAGAAUGCUAGCACUAGCAGCCCUACAUGGACAUCUUCAGUAGCUAGCAUCCUUUUCAGAGAAGGUGUUAACUUGCCCAAUGGUCACUAGUUUUACCCCUUCUAUCUCCAUAUUAACCUGUUCUGUCCUGCUGCUGUUGGGACAAACAUUUCACUUGAGAAUUGUAAAUUUGUAAAAAAACUUCGUACCCCAUUGCUCAGAGGCUCUUCGCUAUGCGAAGGUAUGGGGGAGGGAUGUUGUACGCAGCCUUACCCUUGCAUAUGCAAAGAGGCUGUUUCCGGAUUCGAACCCAUGACCAACAAGUCACCAAGGCACAACUUUACCGCUGCACCAGGACUCGCCCUCUUGUAAAUAUACAUAAAUGCCAACGGGGCCAACUCUGAAUGUAAAAAUUGUACAUAUGCCUUGUAAACAAGAUUAGCUAGCUUUGUUCAUACUUGGCUUCUACCCAAUGCAAUGCAUAUAGAAAAUUUCAUAAUA